Dermochelys coriacea (leatherback sea turtle) is the source of this 2824-nucleotide messenger RNA. It is a transcript of the gene BIN1, whose product is annotated as bridging integrator 1. Lineage: Eukaryota; Metazoa; Chordata; Testudines; Dermochelyidae. Gene Ontology annotation, molecular function: tau protein binding; phospholipid binding. Gene Ontology annotation, cellular component: plasma membrane; cytoplasm; synaptic vesicle. The record is from RefSeq and is a predicted model, not a curated record. Gene Ontology annotation, biological process: regulation of endocytosis. The transcript is spliced from 19 exons. The coding region runs from base 93 to 2009 and encodes 638 amino acids.
CGCCGGCUGAGCGGCCCCUUUAAGAAGCGGCCUCGGCGGGGCGGUGUGUCUUUAAAAGGCCGUCUCCUGGCGCCCGGCGCUCGGCGCAGGCGAUGGCCAUUGUCUCGCCGCGGGCUUCCCCUGCUCGGCUUAGUGCAGCCGCGCGGGUGCAAAGGGAAGGCAAGAUGGCUGAGAUGGGCAAGGGAGUCACCGCAGGGAAGAUCGCCAGCAACAUGCAGAAGAAACUCACCCGAGCCCAGGAGAAGGUCUUACAGAAGCUCGGCAAAGCGGACGAAACGAAAGACGAGCAGUUUGAGCAGUGCGUGCAGAACUUUAACAAACAGCUGGCAGAAGGCAGCAAGCUGCAGAAGGAUCUCCGAACUUACCUGGCUUCUGUAAAAGCAAUGCAUGAGGCCUCCAAGAAGCUGACGGAAUGCUUGCAGGAAGUGUAUGAGCCAGAAUGGCCUGGGAGAGAUGAUACCAGCAAAAUAGCUGAGAACAAUGACCUGCUGUGGGUGGAUUUCCAUCAGAAGCUUGUGGAUCAGGCGCUUCUAACCAUGGACACUUACCUUGGCCAAUUCCCGGACAUCAAAUCUCGGAUUGCUAAGCGAGGGAGGAAGCUUGUGGAUUACGACAGUGCCAGACACCAUUUUGAAUCCCUACAAACUGCAAAGAAGAAAGAUGAAACAAAAAUUGCCAAGCCUGUCUCGCUGCUUGAGAAAGCUGCGCCACAGUGGUGCCAAGGAAAACUACAAGCUCAUCUCGUUGCUCAAACUAAUCUGCUCCGAAAUCAGGCGGAAGAAGAGCUGGUGAAAGCUCAGAAGGUGUUUGAGGAGAUGAACCUCGAUCUGCAGGAGGAGCUGCCUUCACUAUGGAAUAGUCGUGUUGGUUUCUAUGUCAACACAUUCCAGAGUAUAGCAGGCCUAGAAGAGAACUUCCAUAAAGAAAUGAGCAAGUUGAACCAAAACCUCAACGAUGUCCUGAUGAACCUGAGACAAGCAGUACUCGAGCAAUGCCUUCCCAUUAAAGCACAGCCAAGCGACAGUACCCCUGCGAAAGCAAACAAAAGCCCUUCACCUCCACCCGACGGGUCCCCCAUCACCAGCCCCGAGAUAAAGACUGUCAACCAUGAGCUGGAACCGUCCUCGUUGGAAACACCUGGGGCUGGCAUCCCUAAGUCGCCGUCUCAGUUGCGGAAAGGCCCUCCGGUGCCGCCACCUCCAAAGCACACCCCCUCCAAGGAGAUCAAGCACGAGAACAUCAUCAGUCUCUUUGAUGACAAUUUUGUCCCUGAGAUAAGCGUGACCACCCCCUCGCAGUUUGAUGCCCCUGGGCCCUUCCAGGAGGGAGCCAGCCUGUUGGAUCUGGAUUUUGAUCCCAUUAAACCAGAUGCCAGCCCUGUGGGGAAGACACCCACACCUGCCACUCAGUCUUUACCUUGGGAUUUAUGGGAGCCUGAAAAGACUUCCUCGAGCAGCAUGCAGUCCGUGGAUCCGGGUCUUGCUGACAACCCUAGUGAUAGCACAUUUGCUGUGGACUGGCCCAGCCAGUCCACAGAGACCCAGACAACCCAACCAGCAGAAACUCCUCCUGCCAGUGCCGAGCCCGCUGGGAGGGAAGCACCUCCUGCUAGCGCUGAAGCAGCUGGGACAGAAGCCGGAGCUGGAGCUGAAGCACCUAAAAUGGAAACUGACUCAGGAUCUGCUCCUUGUUCCCUGCCUGCUGUCGUCGUGGAGCCGUUCCCAGCCACCGUCAAUGGCACCAAGGAGGGCAGCGCCCCCUCCGAAAGGGCUGACAUGCCCCCGGGCUUCCUGUUUAAGGUUCAGGCCAUGCAUGACUAUGUGGCCACGGACAGUGAUGAGCUGCUGCUGAAGGCUGGGGACGUGGUGCUGGUGAUUCCGUUCGACAACCCAGAUGAGCAGGAUGAAGGAUGGCUGAUGGGUGUGAAAGAGGCUGACUGGCUCCAGCAUAAGGAACUUGAUCAAAGUCGGGGGGUUUUCCCAGAGAAUUUCACAGAGCGGGUGCAGUGAGAGCCCGGAGCUGCCAGCUGAUUUUUCUGCUAGAAGAAAGCAAGUUUUCCGGGAGGUGUUUUUAAAAACAAAGAAAUGAGAAUUUUAAAGGAACAUAAGCCUAAAAAUAGUGUCAACUUAAAGGUUGGAUUCUUCUUAAAGAGCAAGGUUUUAGCAGUAAAAUGAAUUCAAAAGUGUUAUUAAAAUAUAUACAUAAUAAUAAGACAGGUCAAAUGCCCCUUUCCCACUUUGAUUUGACAGCAUUUGACUUCCGAGGCUGAUGCAGAAGUGGCUUAGUGUGGUACCUGUAAAUGCUGUGUUGGCUGAAUUUUGGGGAUUUCAGUCUGAUACUUGAAAAGGAAAGAGCUAAGGCCUAGAUCUUCAAAGGCUCCUAACUGUCACUGAAAUCAGUUGAAGUUAGGAUCCUAAAUACCUUUAAGGAUCUGAGCCCAGCUGUCACAUGGGUGGGUGGGUUCAGCUCUUUCUAAGUUGCUGGCGUGGCAUCCCUAAAGUUUCAGGCACUGCCCAUGUUAUGACCUGUGAUGGGCCAAAUGUCCUGUUAUGCUGUUGAAAAGACAUAUUUAGUGUACAGUGUUCACCAAUAUGGGGUGUGUGUGUGUGUUUCUUCCUUUUGAAGAUGUAACAUGAACUGUGAUUUUAUACGUUUAAAAGCAAACACAAAAAGUUAUCAGGCAGAGUAUGUCUCGGAGUGAAAUGUGUGCAGCUGGGCUCGGUCCAAAAUUCCUCCAAACCUCGGAGCUGGACGAUCGCAGCAGCACACACUGCCCCGGGAAAUGUUCUUGAGGGAAAAUUGGGAAACUGACAAAUUAAAAAGA